This is a messenger RNA of Erinaceus europaeus (western European hedgehog), 2038 nucleotides long. Its product is annotated as sterile alpha motif domain-containing protein 1. The record is from RefSeq and is a predicted model, not a curated record. Lineage: Eukaryota; Metazoa; Chordata; Mammalia; Eulipotyphla; Erinaceidae.
AUGGGCUCCGGGCGCGGAGAAACUCCCUCAACAUCCAUCUCCAUCUUCCCAUUCACUGGAGGGCAAGACAAAAGCGGAGCGGAGUCCUGGCAGCGGCGCUCGGCGGCUCCUCAGCUGCCCGUGGCACGCAUGGCUCGCCGAGGAGGGGCCGCCUCCCGCGCGCCCUCCCUCCCGCCACCCUUCGCCCGCGCUCCCCGGAGCUCCGCUCGCGCUCGCCUGCUCGGCUCCGGCGCUGGCGGCGAGGCCGGGGAGCGCGAGGAGCGGGCGGCCGCGUGUCCUUGGAGCGGUGGCCUUCAGGCGCCCCCGGCAGUCAGUCCCUUAAGCAGAGCGCAUCCCGGCGGCGGCGGCGGCGCCUCCUCCCCACCGCGCGCCCAGCCCCGGGGCCGCUCGGGGACCUGGCCGGCCUCCCGGUCCUCGAUGCUCCUAGCUUUUCAGCUUCUUCUGGGGGCCCUCGGCGUCCCCCCACCACCCCUCCAACCUUCUGAACAAAGUUACUGGAACAACAAACCAGAACAGCGAGGACUGGAAGGAGAGGCGGGCGGAGGCUCAGCAGCAGAGGGUCGAUUGGGGAAGAGAAAGGGGAGGCGAGAAGUCGCUGCCAGGUAUUUACUGCAACGUCCCCCCAAUGGGGGCGGGGGGGGUGCGGUGCGCCAGCUGGACGCCGCGGAUCCCCCAGAGCGAGCUCUUCUGGCUGGAAGGGCGUCCUGGGCAGGGGGGGUCCAGGAGCUUCCGGAGGGAACCCCAGCUUCCCCCGGAGGGCGGGAGGUGAGCUGUUUCUAUAAAUACAUUGAUCCGAGGUGACAAGGUUGGACUUGGCGAUUCUUUAAGUCAGGGCUCCUCGCGGACAGUCAGGUGAUCUGUAUGACUUCUAAAUUUAACGUGACCGGGUCCUGGGGAGAACCUCACAACUUCACUGCGACUGCUGCUGCAACUCUGAAUGUAGGGAGAGACCUUCUAGCAGCUAUGGAGAGAAAUAACGGAUUAAGAAGCACCUGCUUAAUAUUAAACAGAGCCCAUUGUUCUGUGCUUUGAGUUCCAUCAUGCCCCCAAAUGGAUGCGCAGAUAAAUGAACUAUUCAUGCAUUUCUUAGCUGAAGGUGGGGCUUUUUCUUUCUAACAUGUAAUGUAUCAUUGGUAACACCUAGUGAAAUUAAAGAUUUAUAUUGUUCAUCUCAUAACUGCUCUUCAUUAACUGAAAGACAACUUUUACAUAGCAAAAUCCACUGUCUCUUAAUCUCUGACUCUGCCUGUGUGACAGAAUUAAUUGCCAUUGUAAUCAGUGUAGACAGUCAACUUGGAUAAUGCAACAUGAACACGCUUUUGGAAAUAAAAAAAAAGUAUACACACUGAAUUACUCAGUCUUUUCAGUGUUUAAAAACCUACAUUUCACGCUCAUUUUCUAAGUUUGUACCGUGCUAAAGAUGAAAUAAGUUUGCCUUCUGUUUCGCUAUCAUUUUUAGAUGAUAUUACAAGCCUUUGUAUAACAAUGUCCUAGCAAAGAAAACAUGGCUAUGUCCAUUUAAAGAAGUUGCCCUCCAUUUCCUUUCAAUACAUUCUAAUAAAUCAAUUCUUACAGUGUUUUUAUAAUGGUCAGUGAAAUUAUCUGUGUAAAGUGCUUAGCAGAAUGCCUUACUACCUAGUACACAAUCAUUGCCUCUUAAACUGAAAAUAGUAAGGUAAUAGAAAUUCACCAUGAACACUCAUUUGAAAACCAUGGUAAGGAAAGAUACUGACAAUUUAAUUCAUCUUUUUAUAUGAAUCAUUACAAAAGAUAUUUGUUAUACCUAAAGAAUGAAGCCCUUUCUUAAAGCAGGAGAAAACUAAUGUUAUUUUCGGCAAUGAAGUUUUGAGUUUGACAGAUUUUUCUUCUACAAUAUAGAAAUUAAAAUUGCAUGUCAGUUCAACAGAAGUUGAAAUAGCUGACUGAUAAGUUAUUUUUACAUGCUUGUUACUUACUUGCAAAAUAUAUUUGUGAAUUUACUUUAAAGACUAAAUGAAGAAUAAAUCAAAAGAAAGAUACACUACUUUAUCUAAAUGUA